CCGAUUCUGAUCCAGUAGUACUCGGCCUUGGUACUUUUUGGCGUCUCUCUUGCGCCAUGAAGUCGACCCGCCCCAUACUCAAUGUCGCAAGAGCGAGCUCUAUAAAACCAAGCCCCUUCACCUGGGUGCAUCCGGGAGAAGGAAUCGAAGCUCGGGCUACUGAGGUCACCGAUCAAAGGCUGAAGGGAAAACGGAUCGCGAUCAAGGACAACUUCAUGCUUCGAGGUACCCGCACGACAUGUUCAUCCCGGAUGUUGCAAGAAUUCGAAUCUCCAUACACGGCGACCUCUGUAAAGAGCUUGUUAUCCUCAGCAGCAUCUAUCACUGGCAAAACGCAGAUGGACGAAUUCGGGAUGGGAAGUAUGACGAAUAACCUUCCACCCGGUUCGCCGCCCGUUCAUAAUCCCUGGAUACCCGGUUCAGCCGUUGAAGGGAGAGAUGAAGUACAGGCUCGGUCAGCAGGGGGUAGUUCGGGAGGCAGUGCAGCAGCUGUCAAGAGUGGUCAAGCUUGGGCCGCUCUCGGGACGGAUACUGGGGGUUCUGUACGUCUACCUGCAUCGUACUGCGGACUGGUUGGGCUGAAACCUAGUCACGGCAUGAUCAGCCGACAUGGCGUAGUCUCGUAUGCCGAUACGCUAGACUGUGUAGGUAUCUUGGCAUCGGAAGUCGAUGAUGCUAGACUGCUCUUCGACGUCAUGUCACAUCCAGAUCCUAUGGAUCCCAGUUGUGCGGCCGCGGAAGUACGGCAUCGGGCUGAAGGUGUCGAAUAUGAAGCGAGGCAAUCUAUGAAGGGCCUACGAGAUGGACGGCUCGAUGGUGUUCGGAUAGGCAUCCCGAUAGAAACAUGUCUAGAGAAGGACUUGACGCCUCUCGACCUCGCCCCGUUCAUCCGACAUCUCCGUUCAUUGGGAGCAACAAUAGUACCGAUCAGCAUUCCUAGCAUACGCCUGGCCCUGCCCGCUUACUACGUCUUAGCGUGUGCGGAGGCAAGUAGCAAUCUCGCUCGAUUUGGCGGCGGUUGGUAUGGUGGUCAGAAGAGCGAUCUGGAAGAGCCGGAAGGGUCAGUGGAUCGAAGACAGUGGACAAGAAGAUGGGGAUUCGGACCAGAGGUCAAGAAGCGGAUAUUGGCCGGUACAUAUGCUUUGACAGCAGGGGCAUUUAACAACUCGUAUCUGAAAGCGCUACAACUGAGACAACGUCUAAGAUCGGACUUGGACGCGAUCUUCCGGUCCAGUCAACCUCAAGAUCUGGACGACGUUACGGACGCCCCUUCACGAGGGGUAGACGUCUAUAUGCAUCUGACCGCCAUUCAGACGGCUCCGAUCCUCGACUCGACGAGCUCGACCAGCCAGGACGCGCGAGGAUACGCUCAAGACUUGUUGACGGUCCCGGCAUCUCUCGGAGGUUUGCCUUGUAUUUCGUUGCCUAUAGGAUUAGGUGCGGAUGGCUGGCCAGUAGGUGCAAGUCUGACGGGUCAGUGGGGUAGCGAAUCGGUGUUGAUGGAUAUCGCCAAGAUUGGGAUGGCGAGCUAUAUUUCACCAUCAGUCGAAUAGUUGUACGAUGGGCGGACAUGCUGCAUUUCACGAUCUCCGCUAUUUUCGCAUAUCGCCGUUUGUUGACAUUCGAUGUUGAGCUGUGUUGACACUACGAAACACUCCUGUACCCUGUACUCCUGCAAGCAAGUGCUACGAAGCUACAG
Molecule: messenger RNA, 1699 nt
Organism: Filobasidium floriforme
Lineage: Eukaryota; Fungi; Basidiomycota; Tremellomycetes; Filobasidiales; Filobasidiaceae
Product: amidase signature domain-containing protein
Exons: 8
Coding region: 57-1553 (498 amino acids)
Biological process (GO): mitochondrial translation; glutaminyl-tRNAGln biosynthesis via transamidation
Cellular component (GO): mitochondrion; glutamyl-tRNA(Gln) amidotransferase complex
Molecular function (GO): glutaminyl-tRNA synthase (glutamine-hydrolyzing) activity
Source: RefSeq, a predicted model, not a curated record